AUGGCUUGCAUGGCAGUUAUCAAGAGAGACGAGGGGUAUUAUGGUAAAUCACUCCUUUCCUUCUCCAGCCAAACCGCCGACUCCACCGAUCCCCCAACUAUAAAGGCUUCCCUCCGGUUUCCCUCCCCGAUAUUUCUGCUUCUCUCUGAUGCUUUCGAAUUUCGCUCUCAAUUUUCACCGGCGAGGAGAUUGAAAGAUUAUCCAUACACAAUGCGAGGCCAUGAUUGGAUCAAUACGGCGCUACCCGAUGAGCUGAUCGUUGAGAUCUUUCGAUGCCUCGAUUCGAAGCUGAGUCGCGACGCUUGUUCCCUCGUCUGCAGGCGUUGGCUGAAGCUCGAGCGCCUCAGCCGGACCACUCUUCGAAUCGGCGCUACUGGUAGCCCCGACCUCUUUGUUCAGCUUCUUGCUCCCCGUUUCGUCAAUGUAAAGAAUGUCCACAUUGACGAGCGCUUAGCGAUUUCUCUCCCCCAUCAUCCAGGAAGAAGACGUCGCAAUGAGUCUAAACCACACCGUGCAACUGAUGGUACUGGGUCUGAAGGUGUGCUGGAGUCUUCUUGUCUGUCAGAUGCUGGGCUAAUUGCUCUCUCUGUAGGUUUUCCAAACCUUGCGAAACUGAGCUUAAUUUGGUGCUCUAAUAUUUCAAGUCAGGGUUUGACAUCCCUUGCUGAGAAGUGUAGAUUUUUGAAGUCGCUGGAUCUACAGGGUUGUUAUGUUGGGGACAGAGGUGUAGCUGCAGUUGGGGAAUUCUGUAAACAACUUGAAGAUGUAAAUUUGCGUUUUUGUGAAGGGUUAACUGAUACUGGUUUGGUUGAAUUGGCCCACGGUUGUGGGAAAUCAUUGAAAACAUUUGGUAUUGCAGCUUGUGCCAAAAUAACGGAUAUCUCAUUAGAAGCUGUUGGUAUGCACUGUAAAUAUCUGGAGUCCUUAGCGCUAGAUUCUGAAGUCAUCCACAACAAGGGGGUGCUUUCUGUAGCCCAAGGAUGCCCACUUUUGAAAGUUUUGAAGCUACAGUGUACAAAUGUCACAGAUGAAGCUUUGGUGUCUGUAGGCUCUUUAUGUCCUUCUCUGGAAUUAUUGGCUUUAUACAGCUUUCAGGAAUUCACAGACAAGGGUUUACGUGCCAUUGGAGUAGGCUGCAAGAAGUUGAAGAAUCUCACCUUGAGUGAUUGCUAUUUCCUGAGCGAUAUAGGCUUGGAAGCAGUUGCUGCUGGCUGUAAGGGACUAACACAUCUUGAAGUUAAUGGCUGCCACAACAUUGGAACCAUGGGACUUGAAUCCAUUGGAAAAUCUUGCCCCCAGCUCACUGAAUUAGCUUUGCUGUACUGCCAAAAGAUUGUGAACUCUGGUCUUCUUGGAAUUGGUCAAAGUUGCAAGUUCUUACAGGCACUCCACUUGGUAGAUUGCUCGAGAAUCGGAGAUGAAGCAAUAUGUGGUAUAGCCAAAGGAUGCAAAAAUUUGAAGAAACUCCAUAUUCGUCGAUGUUAUGAGAUUGGAAAUGCAGGAGUCAUAGCUAUUGGGGAGAAUUGCAAGUCCCUCACGGAUCUGAGCCUCAGAUUUUGCGACAGGGUUGGUGAUGAGGCCCUUAUCGCCAUUGGCAAGGGUUGUUCCCUUCAUCAGCUCAAUGUUAGUGGGUGCCACCGUAUUGGCGAUGCUGGAAUUGCAGCCAUUGCUAGAGGUUGUCCUCAGUUGAGUUACUUGGAUGUGAGCGUUCUUGAGUACUUGGGGGAUAUGGCACUGGCUGAGUUAGGGGAGGGCUGCCCCUUGCUCAAGGAUAUAGUAUUGUCCCACUGUCACCAGAUAACAGAUGCGGGUUUAACACAUUUGGUGAAGAGAUGCAGCAUGCUCGAAUCGUGUCAUAUGGUUUAUUGUCCCGGCAUCACCGCAGCGGGGGUCGCCACUGUCGUUUCUAGCUGCCCAAGCAUAAAGAAAGUUCUGGUUGAGAAGUGGAAGGUGAGCGAGAGAACAAAACGACGUGCAGGCUCUGUCAUUUCCUACCUCUGCGUGGACCUCUAGAUCGCCUUCUCGACACUGUGUUCGUGGUCAUAAGGUCGAGUAACAUAUAACCUUACCCCAGUAAAUCAAUCCAGAAUUCGAUCGGUUUUGCUUUUCAGUUGCCAUUAGUGGUGGUUUGAAGUUGAACCUUUUGUUGAAAUGCUAAGAUCUUGUAAUGAAUGAACAAGUCCUCAUUUGUUUUUAUUAUGCUAUAUUUGGGGGGACGUGCACAAAUAUGAAUUAACAUAGUUUAAUGGUGUAUAGAACAUAAUCAUGCAACAGUUCUAAUGUGAAUUGAAGAAAAAUUCCACUCA
Molecule: messenger RNA, 2306 nt
Organism: Momordica charantia (bitter melon)
Lineage: Eukaryota; Viridiplantae; Streptophyta; Magnoliopsida; Cucurbitales; Cucurbitaceae
Product: F-box/RNI-like superfamily protein
Biological process (GO): SCF-dependent proteasomal ubiquitin-dependent protein catabolic process
Cellular component (GO): SCF ubiquitin ligase complex
Molecular function (GO): protein binding
Source: RefSeq, a predicted model, not a curated record